UGGCCACGUUUCCCUGUUUCGUAUCCACCGUCUUCUACCGACAACUCGUCGUCCCGAUCUCCAUCGACCAUCAUCGCCGUUCUCGCAGUCGAUCUCCCGAUCCAGCGCGGUCUUCUUGUCAUCUGCCUCCAGUUGCUUCCGGAUCGAUCACCCCAGGCAGUUCCACCGUUCGGCUUGUUCCUUAUCCUCUCCAACUUUCUUCUCCUGCUUCUGAGACCGGAAGAGACAAAUCCUAGUUGCUUUCCUGAUCCAUUUUAGUGGCAAGAUUCAUCAUAGAAACUAUAGUUCCUUGGGAAAACUGUAAUAAAGAGAAGGAUGUCUGGUCAAGGUCAGCGUUUGACUGUGGUCCCAACAGUAACAAUGCUUGGUGUGAUGAAGGCUCGGCUUGUUGGUGCCACCCGAGGCCAUGCUCUUCUCAAGAAGAAGAGUGAUGCCCUCACGGUGCAAUUUCGUGCCAUCUUGAAGCAAAUUGUUUCCACGAAGGAGUCCAUGGGUGACAUUAUGCGCAGCUCUUCCUUUGCGCUCACUGAGGUUAAGUAUGUCACUGGAGACAAUAUAAAGCAUGUUGUGCUUGAGUCCGUUAAAUCUGCAUCUCUUAGGGUAAGAUCCCGCCAGGAGAAUGUUGCUGGUGUCAAGCUACCCCGCUUUGAGCACUUUGUGGACCAUGGUGCUGGGGAUGCCAAGUCUGAUCUUACUGGUCUAGCACGUGGUGGUCAGCAGAUUCAGGCUUGUCGUGUUGCAUUUGUCAAGGCGAUUGAGGUUCUUGUUGAGCUUGCUUCUCUUCAAACCUCAUUCCUUACCCUUGAUGAAGCUAUUAAAACCACUAACAGGAGGGUUAAUGCCCUUGAGAAUGUUGUCAAGCCACGCCUUGAGAACACCAUUAGCUACAUCAAGGCAGAACUCGAUGAACUUGAGCGAGAGGAUUUCUUCCGUCUUAAGAAGAUUCAGGGGUACAAAAAGCGGGAGAUUCAGCGUCAGGAGCAAGCUGCAAAGAAGUUUGCUGAGGAGCAGCAUGCUGAUAAGAUCUCACUAAAGAAGGGAAUCUCCAUAAAGUCAGCCUACAACUUGCUAGAAGCUGGGGCUGGGAAGGAUGAAGAUAUAAUUUUUUAAUGCUAAUAAUACUAGCAUGCUCUGUGAUUGCAUAAGGAACUCCAAGAAGGCUCAUUAGGCAGUGAUAUCCAUGUACAGUGUUGUGUAUUACUUAUACCAUAAGCUCCACAAGCACUGCUGUUGUAUAAUUUUUUUUUGAGUGUUUAUGAGGAACUUAUCAAAUAUUCAAACAAACUUAUCUACUUUAUUUGAUC
Zingiber officinale is the source of this 1304-nucleotide messenger RNA. Its product is annotated as V-type proton ATPase subunit D-like. Lineage: Eukaryota; Viridiplantae; Streptophyta; Magnoliopsida; Zingiberales; Zingiberaceae. Gene Ontology annotation, molecular function: proton-transporting ATPase activity, rotational mechanism. The transcript has 3 exons. Gene Ontology annotation, cellular component: vacuolar membrane; proton-transporting V-type ATPase complex. Bases 316 to 1110 code for a protein of 264 amino acids. The record is from RefSeq and is a predicted model, not a curated record.